This is a messenger RNA of Acanthosepion pharaonis, 1023 nucleotides long. The record is from the annotation of a GenBank genome assembly. Lineage: Eukaryota; Metazoa; Mollusca; Cephalopoda; Sepiida; Sepiidae.
AUGACCGGCAUCGUCAUCAGCGCGAGCGUCAGACCGCCGACCGGGGCAGAGCGUGGCAGGCCGAAGGUGUUGAGGAACACCGCCAGCCCCAACAGGCCGAAGAUGAUCGACGGCACCGCCGCCAGAUUGUUGAUCGACACCUCGAUCAGGUCGGUCCAGCGGUUCUGGGCGCAUAUUCUUCCAGAUAGAGAGCCGCCAGCACCCCCGAUCGGGAAAGCGAGCGCGAGCGUGACCAGCAUGGUCAGCAGCGAGCCUUUGGCCGCGCCCCAGAUACCCACGCGUCGGGUCGGUCGCAUCGGCAUCGGUCAGGAAAUUCCAGUUCCAUCCUGUCGACAGUACCCGCUGUUGCCGGAGACGUGCGACCACCCCCUUCCGCAUCGGGGGUGCUUCGCCCCUUGGCGGCGACAUCAUAGGGGCUGGCGACCGGCAGGUGAAGGUGACCGCGGUGGAGGAUCGACGGAUCGCCUUGAUCGCAUCGCGCACGAUCAGCCAUGCGCCGGGCGACAAGAGGUUCGGUGCCGUCGCGACCGAACCGUAUGGUGGCGGCCGUCGCGACCGCAUCCUCCAAGCCGGCACCAGCCGUGGCAAGAUCGGCGCUGCGCCCUUCACCCGCGACGGCUCGAUCGGCAGAUCGGCAUGGGCGAGAUUGACCGGCAGCGUGACCUUCGUCUCGGUAAAGCCGCGAAUGCCCUGCGCGACCAUCGUGAUCAGCAGAAGCGCCAGGAAGGCAGCCGACAGCGCCACCGCCGCCGUGCCCAGAAGGCCGGAAGCGCUUUUCGGCCGCAUAACGCCGGCGCAGUCGCCGCCGCCAUGGCCGGGCUGUCCCAGAGGGUGGGGCGGACGGGCGCAUCGUCCGCAGGGGAGGACGGCCGAUUAUUCAGGUUUCCGGUAACGCUUCACGACCGUCAGCGCGACGAUGCUGAGCAGCAGCGUAAUGAUGAACAGCGUAAGGUCGAGCGCGAAGGCUGCUGUGGUCUUGGGGUUGUCGAACUCCGCUCGCCGGUCAGCAGAUCGACGAUCUGA